AAAAAACAAAAAUAAAAUAAAAUUUAUUCAUGGAAAAGCCCACACUCACACUCUCUCUCACACACAUGCAAUUUCUUGCAAGAUGAAUUAUGCGGUCUAUAUAUAUGGUUCUAGACAAUCAUAGAUCAAAUAUCACAAUUCAUCGUGCAAAGAUACAAUUCAAAGGGACUUUAACAUGGGGGUUCUUAGCAUGAAAGGGGGAGAUGGAGAACACAGUUAUGCCAAUAACUCCGAGGGGCAGAAACGUCUUGCUUCUGAUGCAAAACCGGUGGUGGUAGAAACCGUGAAAGAAAUGAUAGUGAAAAUGAAUUUUCCUGGUUGUGUAAAAGUGGCUGACUUAGGAUGUUCUUCCGGGGAAAACACGUUAUUGGUCAUGUCCGAAAUCGUCGACACGAUCAUAACAUCAUACCAACAAAAAGGCAAAAACUUACCAGAGAUCAAUUGUUGUCUGAACGAUCUCCCAGACAACGAUUUCAACACUACUUUCAAGUUGGUCCCUGCCUUCCACAAGUUGCUGAAGAUGGAUGUUAAAGGAAAAUGCUUCAUCUCAGGAGUCCCAGGCUCAUUCUACUCAAGACUAUUCCCAAGCAAAUCUCUCCAUUUUGUUCAUUCAUCUCUUUGUCUCCAUUGGCUUUCCAAAGUUCCUAAGGGUCUUGAAGAUAACAAGAAGAACGUGUACCUUAGAAGUCCAUGCCUUCCAAAUGUGUACAAGAGUUAUUUGAGUCAGUUCAAGCAUGACUUUUCGUUAUUUCUAAGAAUGCGUGCGGAUGAGACUGUGUCAAAUGGACGUAUGGCUCUUACUUUUGUGGGCAGAAAAGCUUUGGAUCCUUUAUCUCAAGAUUGUUUCCAAAAUUGGUCGUCGAUAUCUGAUUCCCUCCUCGACUUGGUUUCUGAGGGUAUUGUGAAGGAAUCAGAUGUAGCUUCUUUUAACUUGCCAUUCUACAAUCCUGACGAAAGUGAGGUGAGGGAAGUUAUCGAAAGCGAGGGCUCUUUCGAAAUCAAUAAUUUCGAGACAAUCUUUGGUCUUCUCUUUUCAUACAAAACUGGUCGUACCGAAGUGAAAGAUGAUGAUAAUAAUUUGGACCAAUCAUGCCAAUUUGAAGUCAUUAGAAAGAGGACAAGCAUCAUAAGAUCCAUUACUGAACCAAUGCUUGCUGCUCAUUUUGGAGACGCCAUUAUGGAUCGUCUGUUUGAGAGGUAUACAUACCAUCUUUCCCAGCGUUACGAUACUUUGCGCAACAAACCAACUGUUCAGUUCUUCGUUUCCUUGACAAGGAAGUAACAAACCUAUAAGGAGAUAGUAAGUGAAGAAACAAAAACCACGAUAUUAAGAAUAAGUCACUUCCUUAAAAUUUCUCUUUUAAGUGCCUUGUUCCUUGUUUAUGGGCAAAGUAGUUCACGUUCUUUUGUUUGUAAGAACAUUUGUUCCUUCCUCUUUGUUUAAGAAAAAAAAAAAGAGAGAAAAAUUCGCCUAAAAAAGUUGGUCAACAAAGCCAAUUUAAAAUGUGAUCUCAUAAGUGUGACUGUGUGGUUUUAAUAUUUCUUUUUAUGGAUAUCAAAACUUUCGUGUAGUUUUGUACUUAA
Molecule: messenger RNA, 1584 nt
Organism: Arabidopsis lyrata subsp. lyrata
Lineage: Eukaryota; Viridiplantae; Streptophyta; Magnoliopsida; Brassicales; Brassicaceae
Product: salicylate/benzoate carboxyl methyltransferase
Exons: 4
Coding region: 176-1282 (368 amino acids)
Biological process (GO): methylation
Molecular function (GO): S-adenosylmethionine-dependent methyltransferase activity
Source: RefSeq, a predicted model, not a curated record